Messenger RNA from Schistosoma spindalis, 6410 nucleotides. The record is from the annotation of a GenBank genome assembly. Lineage: Eukaryota; Metazoa; Platyhelminthes; Trematoda; Strigeidida; Schistosomatidae.
AUUCAACAAAAUUCCACUCUUAAUAGAAUGUUUUCAAACACUGAGAGAAAAUGUUUAUUCGCGAAUAAGUUUGUACUUGUUUCAUAACAACACAAGAGAACAUGACAAGAUUCUCUGAACAAGAAAAUGGUUCUGAAAAUGAACUACACGACCCUGGAACAUAUUGUACAGGGGUUGGCUGCAGGGUUGUUCGUGGACCCGAUUGGAAAUGGAACAAACAGGAUGGAGGGGAAGGUCACGUUGGUUCCGUAAGACGAUUUGAUACGUCUGGAGAAGCUAUUGUUGUCUGGGAUUCUGGAAUCGUGGCAAAUUAUCGCUGCGGUGUGCUUGGAUUCGACUUACGUGUUUUAGAUAAUGCACCAACAGGUUCAAAGCAUCCUGGAACUAUCUGUGAAAGUUGUCAUGAGUCCCCAAUUUAUGGAAUUCGAUGGAAAUGUGUAGUUUGCCUAAGCACAGAUUUGUGUUCAACUUGUUAUCAUGCUGAUAAGCAUUCACUGGCUCACCAAUUUUUAAGGAUUACAGCACCAUACAAAACUAGAGUUAUUGUUGGUCGACGUUUAAAACAAAGGCGUGUAGAAUCAUUGGGUCUUUUCCCUAAAGCUCGAGUUGUUCGCGGCAUAGACUGGAGCUGGGAUAGUCAAGAUUGUGUUUCACCCCUAACGUCGUCAUCAAGUGGAUCGAUACUUCUAGGACCAACAGGAUCAGCUAUUGCUUGCAGAUCUAACUUGAGCUCGAACAACGAAAAAACGUCUGCUGGUCCAAUCCUUUUGCCUACUCAAGGGCGCAUAACUGGUAGAAGAGAUUGGUAUCAAUGGGCACCGCGUUCAGCAGCUUUGGUCGCCUGGGAUAGUGGAGCGUAUAAUGUUUAUCGAGUUGGAUAUGGAGGAUUAGUUGACCUUAAAGCAAUAAGACCUUCUAAAGGUGGAAUGUAUUAUGUUGAUCACCUUCCUCUUCUUGCUGAUUUAAGGCAAUAUUCCGAUGAAGCUUGUGUGCCUGAUGAAUUAAACGGUGAAGUAUCACUUGCAACGAGACAUGACUUAGAAAGAGGUCCUGUGGUUCCAAGCUGGACUAAUCUUCACGAUCUUGAAUCACGUCGCCGACAAACAACUCGAAAUGUUGAGGAUGUAUACUCUUAUCGGAGUAGAAUUUCUAGGAAUGAUGGAAAUAGUGGACAAUAUACAGAUACCGGAUAUAGAACAAACAGUAAUGUGUUAUCAAAUGAAGAGCCUGCAGCAUCCAGCUGUUUGAACGUUUGCACUCUUGCUAGCAGACUGCAUCUACAGCCUUCCUCAAUCGAGAGUUCGCAUAGCACUAAUGUUAAUUCACGGCGAUCACAUUCACGACUAAGUCGACCACAAUAUGGUUGGUCUACAGACAGAGAGACUGAAGAACCAAGUUCCCCACGUGCAGCUAACAUACCAAGUGGUACCAGUGGUCUACGAAGUUUCGGUCAAACUGCCCGUACCCUAUGGACUGAUUUCUUAAGGACCAAUUCUUUAAAUCCAUCGGCACCUACAAGUCGGGGUAAUUCGAAUCCAGUAAACCAGAAUCAUUCAGCAAAUCAUUCUCGUUCACAUAAUAACGAUCAUUUGUCGACAGCUGUUCGCGACAACCGACCAGCAAGCAUACAGUGUUCAACAAAUGAUCACAGAAUUAUUCAAAAUGCCCGAGAACUUAAUAUUUCUUCUGUUUCGUACAACCAAUGUAGAAAUUCUCAAUCACGCAUUGCCAUCACUAAUCGUGGGAGAGUUCUCGCCUUGCAUACCAGAGAUGGAUUGCACAAUAGUUCUUCCUCUAACCAAGAUUUAAUUUGUGGAUAUACAACAUUAGCAGAUGAAGUUAUACGGGAAAACAAUAGUACAGGUCCACAAACUAUUAGAAUACAAAGUCAUACUGAAGCAGGACCACGAUCAGUGCAUGGUGCUUACAACCAGCUACAAACUGUUUUUGCUGAAAAUCCGUUGGAUAUGAGUCCUCAUACACCUCCAACUGAUGAUUCCGAACAACCAAACAUGGAGACACCUAAUUGUUCACAUGCACAAACUCAUAGUAUCAAUUCGGAAGAUUUAAUUCAGGCAGCCAAUGAAGGAAAUGUGAAACGCUUGAAAUGUCUUUUGCAGCAUCAUAAUGUAGACGUGAAUGGAAUUUCUAGUGGAUUGACUGCACUUCACGCUGCCUGUCAAGCUGGUCAUUUAGCUUGUGUUAUCUUACUACUACAAUAUGGAGCCAGACGUAGAAAUUUGGAUUCUUCUGAUAAUGAAGCUAUUCAUUCAGCAGUUCAGAGUGGAAAUAUUGAUAUUUUAAGACUUUUAAUGCGGCCACAUACUGAUAUAACAUCAAGGUUGGUAAAUAUUUCAGAAGAAAAUGAUGUAGUCGAAGGAAAUCUCGUCGAUCUAGACGAUAAUUCUCCAACAAUUGAAAAUAACAAUCGUUUUGACGGUCAAGAAAUUUUGGAUAUAAAUGCUAGAAAUGCAUUACGACAAACUCCAUUACAUUUGGCUGUCAAUCGACAGAAUAUAGCAAUGGUACAGUGCCUACUAGAAGAGAUGAAUGCUUUGACAAAUUUACAAGAUUGUGAUGGCGACACACCCCUUCACGAUGCUAUUUCAAGUCAAAAUACUACCCUUGUAGAAUUGUUAUUACGUCAUAAUCCUGACUUAACAAUCCUUAAUAAUGCUGGUCAAAAUUCCUUACAUUGUGCCACUGUUCAUGGUGGUACUGAGAUUAUACGUCUCUUACUCGAACAUUGUUCAUCAACACCAUGGAUAGUAGAUGAGACACAACCAGAUGGUUUGACUGCAUUACACUUGGCUUCAUUAAAUGGAAAUAUGGAAGCUGUAGAUCUUCUUUUGCAAGCAGGUGCUAGUCCAAACCUUGUAGUUCGUCGUCCAGCUGGUUUGUCUCCAUUAAAUGGAUGUGAUGAAGAGAAAUUAGGCUCUGUAUUUACACCUCUUCAUUUGGCUGUUCACAAAGCACAUCCAGAUGUUGUAUGCUUAUUACUAUGUUAUAGAGCUAGAGCAGCUUGUCGUAGUGGAGCAGGACGUAGUCCAAUGCAACUAGCUUUAAAUGCUCUUGGACAAGCGCACGAGUCUCAGGGUGCAAAUGUUCGACGUUUCGAUGUCGCUUUGGUACCUUUCCUCGCAUCAGUGGCACGUCUUCUAGUUCGAAUGGCUGAUUCACUUACACUAACUCCUACUUCAACUGGAAUGCUGUCUAGUGGCAUAAAUAAAUUGCGACUCAAUUCAAAUAGAAAUAAUUAUGAAGAACAGUUAAUUGAAAUAGACAAUGAUCCUGACGACGAACCACAUAGAAAUACUACAACUGAAUCAUUAAAUUUGGUAUCUCCAAGUGCAUUAUGUCGUCGUUUAAAAUCUACAAUACAGGCAACUUUGGAAACAGGUGUCCCACGCAAUGUACUUAUUGCUGCAUGUUUAGCUUCAGCGAUUGGUGCGGAAUCAUGGUCAUCUCAUUUAGGAGCCAUAAAUUCUGAAAGUGCAGAAGAAGACAAUGUAGAUAAUGUUACUACGGAAUCAAUUAGUGAGAAUUUUGUCACAGAUGUUUUUCGUGAAUGUCGAGAUCCAGUUUUACAGUUAGCGCUACAACAAUGUCAUAUAGAAGCUUUAAAUUUCGUUAAGUGUUAUCCUUUAAAUACUGAUUCAAUUAAUCGUAGUCCUAGACAUGAUAUUAACCGACCAAAUUCUCCACUCCUUUCAGCUAUGUGUGAUAGUGAUGAAGAGAAUUUAGUUGAUACGUUUUUCCAAACUGAUAACCGUCAAAUACCACCAGCCGACUUAUUACCAAGUUGUUCAGUUGUAGGAUCAAAUAAUUCUUUUGUUAUACAAUCACCGCUAAUAAAUCAAGGAAAUGAAAAUUCUUUAAAUCAGCCAUUUGCUAUUGAAAAUCAAUUUAUUCCUGAACCAAAUAACUUACGUAAUAAUAUACCUCACUCUAAUGUUUAUGCAUUCCUUCCACCCACACUUGACGAUAUUGACCUGGAAUGGCGUGAAUGUCUUGUAUGCUCUGAGAGGAAUCGAUCUACAGUCAUACUACCAUGUGGACAUAUUAUCACUUGUGAAACAUGUACGCCUUUGAUUAAAAAAUGUCUUCUAUGCAGACAACGAAUCGCUGGAUAUCAUAGGUUUUCAUUUUGUUGUGAAUGUAAUUUAUCAAAUGGUGUCGUUUUAGCUAAACCAUGUAAUCAUAUGCUUUGGUGUAAAUCAUGUUUAAAAACUAAAGUACAACAUUUGGAAAUUAUUCAUCAAAUUACAGGUGAUAUUAGCUUUUAUGAAGAAGAGGAAGAUGUAAUGGAUAACAGGAACCAAACUUCAUCAACUAACAAUACUACUAUAAACAAUACUGAUUUAUUAAAUAUAUCAGCAUCAUUGCCAUCAGGGACGUCAACAAUUCCAACAGCUACCUCUGCGACACAAUCUAGUAUGAACUCAAAUAUUGAUGAAUUAGACCCGUUAUUUUCCACAGAACCUUCAACGUCAUCACUUUCAUCUGUUAAUAGAACAAAUGAUAUAAAUUUGUGGCGUAAUGUACCACUAGGUCGUCUGUUAUCAAUGAUAAAUAAAAUGCAAAGUUUACUAGACGAUUUAUUAACUGGAGGCAUUUGUUUAGAUGGUUGUCCAAUGUGUGAUAAUGCAGUUCAGUCACUAUGUCCAGUAUUAGUAGCAUGUUCUGGUGUGAAUAAUCAAUCGACUGCAAUUGCUCUUAGACACAAUUCAAAUCCGUUUACACUGAAUUCUUGUAAUUCGAUUGAAACUGAAUUAAAUCCAACCACAUCAAAUAUUACAAGUAUACUACCAACAAAUAACUCUGUCUUAACUAAUAUUCAAACAGACAUGGAAUUAGUACAGAAUCAAUUAGUUUCAUCUAAGCCCCCACGCAAUCUGUCUCCGAUUGAUCAUCAAAAUUUUAGUGGAUUAGUGAAUCCAUCUACUAGACAGAAUAUGAUAACACCAAAUAAUCAGCUUCGUCAAGGUGGAAGUCGAGCUGAAGUUAUUGGACGACCGAGGGGUCUAAAAACGCAUUUAUGUGAACGUGAAUUAGAUAGGUUAAAACAUGAACUUCAAGUGAUGCGUGAACAAGUAAGUCUUAAAAUAUUUAUUACUCGUAUUGUAAGACAGAUUUAUUAUUGAUAAUUACCAAUUAUGAGACGAUAAGUAAUCUAACUUUUAUAAUUUUCUCUAUGACAAUCAUACUUGCGUUUCAUUGAGAUCAUGAACCGAUCAAUGUUAAAGCUACACUGAAAAUGUGGAAGCACUGGACGCCGUUUCGUCCUAGCAUGAUGCUCCUCAGCAGUGCGCAUUGACGAUCCAUCCGGCUGGACUCGAACCCAAACGAUUAAUUGCAAUUAGUAUGUAGUGGAACGCGGCCUCAAGGCUGUCACAGUCGUCAUAAGGAGAGAAGUGGUUCAGUACAUCAAAACUGCAGCGUAGGCAUAACACUUGAAGGCCAAAGGAGAAGAUAGUUCAUAUUGAGGAACCCACCUCAAAAUGCAAAUAAAUAAUCGAAGGCUAUGUAAACGUAACAGGUAGAAACUUUGAAAUCUCUCGCCCAUUUUCAUGAUCUACACCAGGGCUUUCAGUCUCGCGCGUGUACGCUCAUACUUGUAGAUUGUCAGAUAACCAGAAAAAGUGGUUUUCUUCACUUAUUAACGUAUGACCGUCAAGAACAAGAGACCGUUGAAAAGACAUACUAUUUUUUCAGCUUUUUUCAUUAUUGUAAAGAAUUGAUUGAUUUACUAAAUUAUGUUAGAAUUCAUAGGUUCAAGUCGAUUUGAUUGACCAAUAGUUUGAUUAUUCGGUUACUAAAUUUUAAAUCAUAUGAUUAUAAUAUUUAAUUUACUGAAACAGUGAAGAUUUGUAGCUUAGGUGAAUGAUAUUUGGUUAACUAUUGACCCUUUAUAGAACUGGAGUGCUUACAAUGAAUCACAAUCAAUGUCAAAGUGCCUAGACCUAAACCCCGUUUUAAUUCCGCUGAAUUGUACUUUUUAGGUACGUGGUAUGUUAAACAAUCAAAAUUCACUGACAACUUAACAAUAGUACGCCAGUGUGUAAGUUUACAUAAUCAGUAUAACUUUGCGGCGUAAACGUCAUAGCUGUCAUUGACUAGCUUUACUUUUACUAGCGAUUGAAUACAGACAAUAAUGAAUUUAAAAAUUGUUAUUACUAUAAUAGACGUUACAAAUUAUAUUUUUAUACCGGCCGCACAUUUCAGAUUCGAUGUCCUAUAUGUCUGGACCGUUCACGAAAUUUGGUUUUUAUGUGUGGUCAUGCCACAUGUCAAUGGUGUGGUGAUCAGGUCACUGCAUGUCCAAUAUGUCGAAGAGCAGUUGAAAGUCGUAUUAUCUUAUAUUAAAACUAUGAUUAGUCAUUUUAAAUAUAAUUAUUCUAUACUAAAAA